AUGCCUAGGGAAAUUAUCACAAUACAAGCUGGCCAAUGCGGCAACAAUGUUGGAAGUCAAUUCUGGCAACAGCUAUGCAUGGAGCAUGGAAUAAGUCAAGAUGGAAAUUUGGAGGAGUUCGCGACUGAGGGUGGUGAUCGCAAGGAUGUUUUCUUCUACCAGAGUGACGAUACCCGAUAUAUUCCCCGAGCGAUCUUAUUAGACUUAGAACCGAGGGUUCUCCAUAGCAUUCAAUCCGGUCCCUACAAAAACAUUUACAACCCAGAGAAUUUCUUUAUCGGACAGCAGGGCAUUGGUGCCGGAAACAACUGGGGUGCUGGUUAUGCGGCUGGUGAGGUUGUCCAGGAGGAGGUCUUCGAUAUGAUCGACCGAGAAGCGGACGGAAGUGACUCGCUGGAGGGGUUCAUGUUCCUACACUCGAUCGCCGGAGGUACCGGCUCGGGAUUGGGAAGUUUUAUUCUGGAACGCAUGAACGACCGGUUUCCGAAGAAGUUGAUUCAGACAUAUUCUGUUUUCCCGGAUACCCAGGCUGCGGAUGUCGUCGUGAACCCUUAUAACAGUCUUCUUGCUAUGCGACGUCUGACCCAGAAUGCCGAUUCUGUUGUGGUCCUGGAUAACGGAGCUCUCUCACGAAUUGUCGCAGACCGACUUCAUGUCCAAAACCCUUCAUUCCAGCAAACGAACCAACUUGUUUCUACUGUCAUGUCCGCCUCCACCACUACCCUUCGAUACCCCGGCUACAUGCACAACGAUCUUGUCGGAAUCAUUGCCUCACUCAUCCCCACCCCCCGCAGCCAUUUCCUACUCACCUCGUACACGCCAUUUACCGGAGAUAAUAUCGAACAGGCGAAGACUGUCCGGAAGACAACUGUACUCGAUGUUAUGCGUCGUCUUUUGCAGCCGAAGAACCGAAUGGUUUCGAUUAACCCUAGCAAAUCGAGCUGCUACAUCAGUAUCCUCAACAUUAUUCAGGGCGAAGCAGAUCCGACCGAUGUGCACAAGUCACUGCUCCGUAUCCGCGAACGACGCCUGGCAUCGUUUAUACCCUGGGGUCCUGCGAGCAUCCAGGUGGCUCUAACAAAGAAGUCGCCGUACAUCCAGAACACACAUAGAGUCAGCGGACUGAUGCUGGCGAACCACACAUCUGUUGCCACUCUGUUCAAGCGAAUCAUCCAACAGUACGACCGUCUUCGAAAGCGCAACGCAUUCCUGGAGCAGUACAAGAAAGAGGCGCCUUUCCAGGAUGGUCUUGACGAGUUCGACGAGGCGCGAGCUGUGGUCACGGACUUAAUUGGGGAGUAUGAAGCGGCAGAGAGAGAAGACUACCUGGACCCUGAUGCAGGGAAAGAUAAGGAACUUGGAGUCUAA
This is a messenger RNA of Aspergillus calidoustus, 1368 nucleotides long. The record is from the annotation of a GenBank genome assembly. Lineage: Eukaryota; Fungi; Ascomycota; Eurotiomycetes; Eurotiales; Aspergillaceae.